AUGGCCUUGGGCACUGAAAAUCUAGUCUCGAUGCUGGCCAGGGAUGAGAGCACCCGUAGUUGGCUACUGCCGAUACUGAACUUCCAGUGGAACCUGAUUAUGCCGAUCGCCACAAUGAUACUAUCGAUCGCGUUCACCCGUUCCCAUAGCGCCGGUGGCCUGACGUGGACCCAAGCGGUCACUUUCUACCCGUAUUGGCCCGAUUGGACCAAAUCCCUGUCCACUGUGUUUCAGAUCACACCACUGUUUCUGGUAUUCUUCGUGGGAUCCGUUCAACUC
Oppiella nova is the source of this 279-nucleotide messenger RNA. NCBI's taxonomy places the organism in Eukaryota, Metazoa, Arthropoda, Arachnida, Sarcoptiformes, Oppiidae. The record is from the annotation of a GenBank genome assembly.